Messenger RNA from Racocetra fulgida, 164 nucleotides. NCBI's taxonomy places the organism in Eukaryota, Fungi, Glomeromycota, Glomeromycetes, Diversisporales, Gigasporaceae. The record is from the annotation of a GenBank genome assembly.
AGAGAUUCCCCAUAACUAGAGAAAAUAGACUAAAAAAAAGGGAUAACUUAGUAUUUCAUAAAGCUCCUUUCCUAUAUGAUUGGUUUAAUACACCAGAAAAAAUGGAUGCUACUUCUCUUUCUUCUAUUGAGGCUCUAAAUGCUCAGAAAAAGCCUAUAAAAUAG